AUCCUGGCCCCCCCUGCAAAAGUGGGGUGCGGAGGGGGGAGGGGUGAGAACCCGCGGAGGGGAGGAAGGAAACUCCGAUGAAGUCAGAGCCCCUUACCCGCCGACGCGGCCAGGCCCCCCAACAUGGACUGUCUCUGUAUAGUGACAACCAAGAAAUACCGCUACCAAGAUGAAGACACGCCCCCUCUGGAGCACAGCCCGGCCCACCUCCCCAACCAGGCCAACUCUCCCCCUGUGAUUGUCAACACAGACACUCUAGAAGCCCCCGGAUAUGAGUUGCAGGUGAACGGGACAGAGGGGGAGAUGGAGUACGAGGAGAUCACAUUGGAAAGGGGUAACUCAGGUCUGGGCUUCAGCAUCGCAGGAGGUACCGACAACCCCCACAUCGGUGACGACCCAUCCAUUUUCAUCACCAAGAUCAUUCCUGGCGGGGCUGCGGCCCAGGAUGGCCGCCUUAGGGUCAACGACAGCAUCCUGUUUGUCAAUGAAGUGGACGUGCGGGAGGUGACGCACUCAGCGGCGGUGGAGGCCCUCAAGGAGGCAGGCUCCAUCGUCCGCCUCUACGUCAUGCGCCGGAAGCCCCCUGCCGAGAAGAUCAUGGAGGUCAAGCUCAUCAAGGGGCCUAAAGGUCUUGGCUUCAGCAUCGCAGGGGGUGUGGGGAACCAGCACAUCCCCGGAGAUAAUAGCAUCUAUGUGACAAAGAUCAUCGAAGGAGGGGCCGCCCACAAGGAUGGGAGAUUGCAGAUUGGGGACAAGAUCCUAGCGGUCAACAGCGUGGGGCUAGAGGAUGUUAUGCAUGAAGAUGCCGUGGCUGCCCUGAAGAACACGUAUGACGUUGUCUACCUAAAGGUGGCCAAGCCCAGCAAUGCCUACCUGAGCGACAGCUAUGUUCCUCCUGACAUCACAACCUCGUAUUCCCAGCACCUGGACAAUGAGAUCAGUCACAGCAGCUACCUGGGCACCGACUACCCCACAGCCAUGACCCCCACUUCCCCUCGGCGCUACUCCCCAGUGGCUAAGGACCUGCUCGGGGAGGAGGACAUCCCCCGAGAACCGAGGCGCAUCGUGAUCCACCGGGGCUCCACGGGCCUGGGCUUCAACAUCGUGGGCGGGGAGGACGGCGAGGGCAUCUUCAUCUCCUUUAUCCUGGCCGGGGGCCCUGCUGACCUCAGUGGGGAGCUGCGGAAAGGAGACCAGAUCCUCUCGGUGAACGGUGUUGACCUCCGCAAUGCCAGCCACGAGCAGGCUGCCAUAGCCCUGAAGAACGCGGGUCAGACGGUCACCAUCAUCUCGCAGUAUAAACCAGAAGAGUACAGCCGCUUCGAGGCCAAGAUCCACGAUCUUCGGGAACAGCUCAUGAACAGUAGCCUGGGCUCAGGGACGGCCUCCCUGCGGAGCAACUCCAAGAGGGGGUUCUACAUCAGGGCCCUGUUUGAUUACGACAAGGCCAAGGACUGUGGCUUCCUGAGCCAGGCCCUGAGCUUCCGCUUUGGAGAUGUGCUGCACGUGAUCGACGCCAGCGACGAGGAGUGGUGGCAGGCGCGGCGCGUGCACUCCGACAGCGAGACCGACGACAUUGGCUUUGUCCCCAGCAAACGGCGGGUUGAGCGACGGGAGUGGUCGCGGUUAAAGGCCAAGGAUUGGGGUUCCAGCUCCGGAUCACAGGGUCGAGAAGACUCGGUUCUGAGCUAUGAGACGGUGACACAGAUGGAAGUGCACUAUGCGCGCCCCAUCAUCAUCCUCGGCCCCACCAAGGACCGCGCCAACGACGACCUUCUCUCCGAGUUCCCCGACAAGUUUGGAUCCUGUGUUCCCCAUACCACACGGCCCAAGCGCGAGUAUGAGAUAGAUGGCCGGGAUUACCACUUUGUGUCGUCCCGGGAGAAGAUGGAGAAGGACAUUCAGGCGCACAAGUUCAUCGAGGCUGGCCAGUACAACAGCCACCUGUACGGGACCAGUGUCCAGUCCGUGCGAGAGGUGGCAGAGCAGGGGAAGCACUGCAUCCUCGAUGUCUCGGCCAAUGCCGUGCGGCGGCUGCAGGCGGCCCACCUGCACCCUAUCGCCAUCUUCAUCCGCCCCCGCUCCCUGGAGAAUGUGCUAGAGAUUAACAAGAGGAUCACGGAGGAGCAAGCUCGCAAAGCCUUCGACAGAGCCGCCAAGCUGGAGCAGGAGUUCACCGAGUGCUUCUCAGCCAUCGUGGAGGGCGACAGCUUCGAGGAGAUUUACCACAAGGUGAAGCGUGUCAUUGAAGACCUCUCAGGACCCUACAUCUGGGUCCCAGCCCGAGAGAGACUCUGACCCUCCCUGGACUCGCCUGCCUCCACCACCCGGGCCCCUGGUCUGGACUGAACCGCCUACGCCCUUCGUGCCCCCACCCCCGCCUCCUUCCACCCCUUCUUAUUUAUUUCCUUUCUAACUGGAUCCAGCCCACUGGAGGGGAAAACCCCUCUGCAUGUACCCUGCACCCCAGAGCCGGGCUCCUGAACCCCAGGAACCUGGGGUCUGGUGGGGAGCCAGGCUUCUGGCCCCGAGCCUGUGCUCCUCAGGACGCCCACCCUGCCCGCCCCCAACGCACAGACAGACCCACAGGGGGCCGCCCACCUCUCCCCCAUCUUCUCCCACACACUCCAGAAGUCAGCUCCCCCACCCCACCCCCCGCUACUGAGCGCCCACUGCAGGGACGCAGGCUGCAGGCCCCCACUCUCCUGAGACAGGGUCUGGGGGUCCCCCCUGCCCCCAUCAUAAUUCCCCAUACCCCUGAGUUCUCAUUUAUUUUCACCAUUCCCCCCCUCAAAGGUGGUUUUUUUGGGGGGAUACGUGGGGGGACUCCACUGUGGGCCCCCUGCCUUCCACAUGCCCCCCCACCUUUUUUCUUUGCUGGUUUGCAUGAGUGGAAGGUUUAAUUGUGGCUUUUUUUUUUCCCUUCCUGGGAUUUUUUUCUUUUUCUUUUUUUUUCUCUUUUCUUUAUUUUUUUUUGUUUUUGGGGAAAGGGGAGGGAUAGG
Molecule: messenger RNA, 3002 nt
Organism: Echinops telfairi (small Madagascar hedgehog)
Lineage: Eukaryota; Metazoa; Chordata; Mammalia; Afrosoricida; Tenrecidae
Gene: DLG4
Product: discs large MAGUK scaffold protein 4
Exons: 20
Coding region: 124-2298 (724 amino acids)
Biological process (GO): AMPA glutamate receptor clustering; postsynaptic neurotransmitter receptor diffusion trapping; chemical synaptic transmission
Cellular component (GO): neuromuscular junction; postsynaptic density membrane; neuron projection
Molecular function (GO): kinase binding
Source: RefSeq, a predicted model, not a curated record